Messenger RNA from Dracunculus medinensis (Guinea worm), 384 nucleotides. The record is from the annotation of a GenBank genome assembly. Lineage: Eukaryota; Metazoa; Nematoda; Chromadorea; Rhabditida; Dracunculidae.
AUGAUUACAGGUGGUUCUUCCGGAGGCCGUACUCGCCCUCCACCUUUUGGUGGACGUUCACCACAAUCUUCUUUUGAUUCAAAUGGAGAUGUCGGACAAAUUUCGGUGAAUUUAAUGCUCGUCAAUGGUGGCAUUACACCGUUCAAGUCACUUCUCACAUCUUAUAAUUCACCAGCUGCGGGUCUAAAGAGUUCCUCGUCCACACAUUUGUGUCGAGUUGCUAGUUUAAAGAAACAAUCAAACACCUUACAUCAUACGUAUGAUAUUAAUCGUUGGAAAGGUAGUGGAACAAAAUUGGCCAGUGAGGCACCUGCUCUUGCUAUUGAAGUUGAUGCACCACGUGCACCAGACUUAAACCAAACUAUUAAUUAUUUUGUUGCUUAA